AUGAAAUAAUUUUAAUAAUAUACUAAUUGGAUUAUAUGUCUAGAUCCUGAUAGUCAUUAAAUUUAUUCGACCAAUGGAGACAUGAUCAUCAUAGAAAGCAAUGUGGAUGUUGACUACAAAAAUAAAUGUGAACACGCUCUAUUAGAUAUGGAUUACAUUCUGUAUAAUCAUGAUAAUAUAGCACAUUGGUUACAAGAUUCAGCAGAAGUUGAAUAAUAUAGAAGGAGAACUAUCCCUUCUUAUCUUUUGCAUCCCAAACAAUAGCAAUAUAGAAGAUAUUUAGUAGAAUCUAAUAUGGGAUUCUCAUUUAGUAACAUUUACACUAUAAAAUUUAACAUCUAUUGUAAAUGUAGCAAUGAUUUCUUGAAUGGUAAACAAACUAAAAUUGAAUUCAAUCUCAUGACAAGUGCAGAUGAAACCAUUUAAAUGAUCUUAACCUAAUUUCAAUACGAAUCCUCAUCUUCCAAUUAAUUCAUUUUAUAAGUAGAUGGAUAUUAAGAAUAUAUAUAUGGAGAACAACCUUUAUUUUAAUUUACACGAAUACGCAAUAUUAUUAGAGAUACUUAAGUCUUGAAUACUAUUCUAAUUGAUUAUUUGCCAUCCAAUAAUUUUGAUUAUCCUCCUAUUUAUCAAAGACCUAAAGAUAAUUAUGAACUUAUUAAUGAUUGGAAUAAAUAUCUAAAUGUACCUGUUUUUAUAUGGUUUCCUAAAUAAAAGAUACUCAACUAAUAGGUCAACAUCUUAAAACAAGUAAUAUUGACUUAUAUCAUAGAAUAGAAUUGUUAAUGAUCUAGAUUUCAUUUAUUCAGGAUAAUGUGAUUUCUAUUUCAGUUUCAAAAUUAUUAAAAUUGAUUAACUUAAAAAUUUGUUCGAAUCUGAUUUUGAUCGACUUGGUAAAAAGAGAUCAACAUAUAAUGGAACAACUAAAUUAAAUAAUAUUACUAAAAAUCAACCAUCAUAAAUUAAUAAAAAUAAAAAUAUUCUUAUGUUUCAUAAAAAACACAUAUAAAAUGAUGAACCAUUCAUUCCUAAUAGAUAUAUAUCCUUUGGAGGAAUAGAAAAUAGAAAUUACAUUAAAUAAAUUUAAACUCUAUUCAAUCUUAAUUUCGAACCCUAUCUAAUUUCUAUUCAAACAUCCUUGUAUUAUGGUGAUAAAUUACUAACCAAUUCAUCAAUCAAAGAAUCAUAACUUAUACCAUUUUCAUUUUCACCUACAUUCAAUGAAUCAAUUAAAUUUACCCAAAUUAAAUAUUCUAUGCUACCUUUAGAAGUCAAAUUAUGCUUUAGUGUAUUAAUCUAUUCCGCUCAUGGAGAAUCAUAAAUUAUAGGAAGUACUAGUAUGUAUUUGUUUGAUCACAACUCAAAAUUUAAACAAGGAUUGUAAAACAUUAAUUUAUGGCCUUUUUAUGAUAUUAAUCCUAAAAUUGGUUGUUUUUAAGAUUUUAAAGGUGAAAUCAACCUAGAUAACAAUUAUAAAAGAUGUAGACCUAAAUGCUAUAGCUAUUUAACCAUUAAAAUGGAUUGUUUUCAUUCUCCAUUUAAAUGGUCUUUAAGAGAUCAAAAAUUUUAAUAAUUUCAAGGAAGUUUGAAAGAUUGUUUAAGUGUGAGACAUUAUGCUGAUUUAGUCAGAUCUGAUUCACAAUUAUAAAAGUAAAUUGAAAAUAAAAAGAAUCAUCAUUUUAUGAAAGAUCAUAAAAUGCAACUUGAUUUUGAUAAAACAACUGGGUCCGUUAUAUAAUAAAAUAAAAGAAAAGGAAUCAGUAUCCUUUAAAAUGCAGAAAGCUAAAGAUCAAGUAAUUUCUCAUAAUUAGCUAGAAAUUCUUUAAAUAAUUUUAUACAACAUUUUAUGUCAAAUAGAAUGACUGCUAAUUAUUAUAAAGAAAAUAGCGAUAGACUUGGUCUUGCAUAUCCAUACAAAGAUAUUGAUCAAACACCAAAAACUGAAGAUCUUGCUUAUUUAUAAACAUUAUUAUCGGCCACAUCAUUAGAUAGAGUACAUUAUUCUUAAUUGGAUAAGUUUUUAUUAAUGAUUUGCCGUCAUCAUUACAAAACAUUACCUUAUGCAUUAUAAUUAUUUUUAAAGGCUGUAAAUUGGGCUGAUCCAAAAUAAGUACGUGAGGCUCAUUAAAUGAUAAAAGAAUGGAUUGCAUUACCACCAUAAAUAGCAUUAAUUUUAUUGGAUUCUCAUUUUCCAGAUGAAAUAGUUCGAUUAUAUGCAGUAGAUAGAAUAAGUCUUUUAUCUGAUGAUGAAUUGAGUUUAUACUUAUUACAAUUGAGUUAGGCUUUGUAAUUUGAGAAAAACAUAUAUAAUCCAUUAGGAGAAUUGCUUUUAGAGAGAGCCUCAGCAAAUCCUUUUUAGAUAGGAUAAGAAUUAUUUUGGCUUUUGAAAUCUUAAUUAAAUUUAAAACCUUCAUUUUUACGAUAUUUUAUAUGGUUGGAAUAAUUGAUAAUGAUAUGUGGUUAAUUUCGAGAGACAAUAGUAAAGGAAGUAAGAUUAAACAAUUUAUUAAUGGAAUCAUCUGUCAAAAUAAAAAGUAAAUAAUUUGGUACUGAAAUGAAUUAAAAGACUGAGGCAUUAAAGAGAGAAUUACAACAGAUAUCUUAGAAUAUAGCAUAACCAUUUACAUUUCCAAUAGAUGCAAGAAUGUAAAUAGCAAAUUUUGAUAUUGAUUAAUGUAAAGUUUUAAAUUCAAAGAAACUUCCAUUAAAAUUAUAUUUGAAAUCUUGUUAAGAAUCAAUUAACAAAUAAAUAAAUUAAUUAUAAGUAAUUUUUAAGAAUGGAGAUGAUUUAAAAUAAGAUAUGUUAACUUUGUAGAUAAUAAAGAUAAUUGAUACAAUAUGGUUAGAUUCCGGAUUAGAUUUUAAGAUGAAACCAUAUAAAGUGAUUGCAACUGAUGAUUAGGUUGGAAUGAUAGAAGUUGUGUUGGAUUCAUUAAAUAUUUCUGAAAUACAUGAUAAGAUAGGUGCAUUUGGAGCAUUUGAUGAAAAAGCUCUUAUUGAUUAUUUGCAUUAAUAAAAUCCAAAUGCUGAAGAUUUUAAUAAAUCUAAAGAUAUAUUCCUAAGAUCAUGUGCAGGAUAUUGUGUAGCAACGUAUGUAUUAGGUAUAGGUGAUAGGCAUAGUGGAAAUAUUAUGAUUAAAUCAAGUGGACAUAUAUUCCAUAUAGAUUUUGGACAUUUCUUAGGGAAUUUCAAAAUCAAAUUUGGAAUUAAUAGAGGUAAAAAGUUAAUAACAUUAUAGAAAGAGCUAAAUUUGUAUUAACACCUGAAAUGUUAACAGUGAUGGGUGGUUAAGAUAGUGAGACUUUCAAAUAGUUUGAGAAACAUUGUUUGGAUGCCUAUAAUUUAAUUAGAAAACAUGGUAGAUGGUUGGUUGAUUUAUUUUUAAUGAAUUUAACAGCUGGAAUUCCAGAAUUAUCAAAUGCAGAAGAUGUGAGAUAUUUGUAAGAUAGAUUAGCCUUGAAUCUAUCAGAAUAAGAGGCAACAAUGAAAUUUAGAUAAGAAAUAAUUACGUCAAUUAAUGAUAAAUGGAGAAGAGUGGACAACUUUUUUCAUACUCUUAAAAGGAAAGGAUGA
Molecule: messenger RNA, 3573 nt
Organism: Paramecium sonneborni
Lineage: Eukaryota; Ciliophora; Oligohymenophorea; Peniculida; Parameciidae
Source: the annotation of a GenBank genome assembly